This is a messenger RNA of Cuculus canorus (common cuckoo), 4782 nucleotides long. Its product is annotated as apoptosis facilitator Bcl-2-like protein 14. The transcript has 6 exons. Gene Ontology annotation, biological process: regulation of apoptotic process. Lineage: Eukaryota; Metazoa; Chordata; Aves; Cuculiformes; Cuculidae. The coding region runs from base 3306 to 4565 and encodes 419 amino acids. The record is from RefSeq and is a predicted model, not a curated record.
GAACCAUCCAACCUGGCCUUGAACCCCUCCAGGGAUGGGGCAGCCACCACUGCUCUGGGCAACCUGGGCCAGGGCCUCCUCACCCUCACAGGAAAAUAUUACUUCCCAAGAUCUCAUCUCAAUCUCCCCUCUUUCAGCUUCAAACCAUUCCCCUUCAUCCUGUCCCUUGCAUCCUUCAAGCCUUCCUCAUUUAAAACCAGCUCGUGUGGGCACACAGAUUUUGUCCUCAAGCUCAGCGGUCCCUAAACCAAAGGCGACACUCUGAGCUGCUCAGCAGAUGGGUGAACACAUGGUGUUUUGUAGCUACGUGAACAAGUACAGAUACAGGCUGUGACGCAGUGUCAUGUUUCAUGGCUGAUGGGAAAGGGGAGUUCCUUCCAAAUUGGUUUUGCACCACUGCAGAAAUGAUCCUGCUGCCAGGUAUUUUUGCUCUGGACCCUUUCCCAAGCUCAAGUUGCCAUCUCAGAGCGGCAUCAGCACAGCUUUUGGCACAGCACUGCUGUGACCGGGUCUGGGAACUGUCAGUCUCAUGAGGAAGCUUUGGCAAGGGUUGGUGACUGAGGUUUCCACCAAAAAUGAUUGUUGCCAAUCUGAAACCACAGUCCAUCUUGCUGUAAUUGGUGUUGCUCCUCCAAAACUACUUUACAACCUCUAAAAAGAGCCUGAGGAAGCUGAUGAGCUCUUGCACUUAGCAAGAGGUGGUGGUGGAGGCACAUGGUGGCUGGCUGGCAAAAUGUCAACAGUAUGACAUCUCCAGAGACGUUGGCUGAGAAGUUUCACUUCCAGAAAAAUCACCAGCUUGUUGGCAAAAUGAAGGUGCUUCAUGAGUCAAACUGUGGAGGAGAAGGAAAUGAGAAACUCUAGUGGGGUAAAUAGGCAUGGUGUCACAGCAUUUGGGAGGUCCCCUAGCUAGGAAGGAAUCUGCUAGGAGAGGGAGCUGGAGGUUUUCCAGCCAAGCUGCAGCCUGGGGAUGCACCCCACUGAGAAGGUAUACUGAAGCAUCCAGACUUCAUCCUUCGUUCCACAAAGGGUGCUUUUUUGUCCCAGAGAAGACUAAAAUCAGAUUUUUCUUGGGGUGAAAUUCAGUGGAGAGUCAGAGUUCUGCCCAGCCUUGAGGCACAGCUUUGGUGGGAAAGCUGACCUCCUUCCUUGCCAACUGUUCCAUCCUGGCCUUGCAUUGCUGUUGCGAUGCACUUCCAUGGGUGCAUUAUUCCUGAUAUUCUCCUAUCAAGAUAGUUCUUGCCAUGGGAAGAGCUCUGAUGACUCUCCAGCCUGCGUGGCUUGUUUUGUUGGAGCAGAUGACCAUCGGUGAUCCUGGCGCUUGUGCCGUGCUGCAGGGAGUACGCAAGAUGCCCUCUCUUCACCUGUUUUUCUAGCAGUGACUAAGGCUCCUCUUGGACUUGGAUGGGGAUUUCCUCUCCUGUUGGGAAGCUGCCAAGUGCACUCAACCCUCCUUGUUCCACCAUGUGCCAGCGCAGCUCCAAAGGGAUCCUGGAGGGAUCUUGGAGGGUGAAAAGCAAAGGGCACCUUUGUACCGACGGGCUCUUUCCAUGCUCCCAGGAAGCCCUCCUCUCCUUCCCGGCCGAAUGUAGCUCUUUUCCCUGCAGUAAGCAGAAGCAGGAGGGCUGUAAACCUGCUGGUUUCCUGGAACAAGGACUCAUCCCUCUCGGUAAACAGCUGAGUAAACGCCACUCGUGCCGGGGUGUUUGUUGUGAGGAGGGAAAGCACACAGCAGUCGGGAACUUUUGCCAUGGCUGAAGUCCAGGGGCAGUGACAGACGGGUGUCCCUCACAGGCUUUCCUGAAGGUUUGCAGGUCCUUCGUUCCCUGCAGGUCAUCGUCCAUACUUCAGCAGCACCAGGUGUGGUGGCGUUUGAGGCAAGGUCUUGCACAGCAGCAGAUGCAAAUGCCCAUGUGUGCCUGCUGCUGUCUUGCACUGCUCAUCUGCUGAGGACAGCAGCUAAAAUCAGUCCUAGGGCUGGAGGAAAAGAGGGUUUGCUUUGGGUGCCCACCACCUGCUUCAGCCAGAGGCACCGCACAGCCACACAGAGAGGUUUCCACCAAGGCCACGUGUUGGCUGUGCUGUCUGUCCAAACUGUGGCCGGUGCAGGGGGCAGUGGCUGCCCUCAUCUGUCAUGAUACAGAUCCGAAACUGCGGAUAUUUUUGUGCCCACGUGGCUGGUGUUGGCUCAAAGGGACCUUUGUGGCCCACUUUAAAACACAAAUGUCUCCAGCACUCAGAUCUUGAAGGCCUCCAAGGGUGGUGAUCCCCAUCUCCUCUGCUUGAGCUUGUCCCACCCAUCCUGAUCUCCAGCCUCAGCCUGUGGCCUGUCUUGUUCCCAAGAAAUCUGGGUGAUUUGGCUCCUGCGUUCUCCUGAUCCCAUUGUAGCCUCCUGCACCUUGCAGGAAUACUUCCUCCUUGUUUUUUCCGUCUUCUGGAGCAAGUUUCUGUAAAUGAGCCAGUUAUGUGUCCCCAUGCUUUUAGUUCUGCUUUUCUAUCCAGCGUCGCCACUCUGAAGAUACCAACCUUGGCUCUGGGUGCUCCUUCCAUGUGACUGUGUUUCCAACCACCUCAUUCCCUCCUAGAAUUGAUGAGAAAAGAGGACAAAUUUGGAUCCCGAUCUCUUCCCCCAGCUCUGUUAAUGGGCUUUUGGUUUGUCUUGGGUCUCUUCCAAACACGUUUUUCUUAUCACAGAAUCACAGAAUCACAAGGUUGGAAAGGACCCAUUGGAUCAUCGAGUCCAACCAUUCCUAACACUCCCUAAACCAUGUCCCUCAGCACUUCAUCCACCCGUUCCUUAAACACCUCCAGGGAAGGCGACUCGGCUAUGCCUCUCUCCCGCUAGGUUUGUGUAUGUCCCAAAUCACAGCAAGGAUCUGACCUUGGAUAAAGGUCUGGAUCCAGAAUCACAAUUCAGGUCAAGAUGUUUUUGGUGUCACUUUGGAUAUCCUGUUGUCAAGCUGUGUCCAGAAAGCCUGCUACAAAGAGGAAAAGCCUGCAAGAGGCCUUAAGUCCACGUUGAUUCCCAGUUUAAUCGUGACAAUUCCUCUAUGAGCAGGGAAAGUCUUUGGACUCAGCCUUGGAUAGUCUCCAGUGGCAAGAUCUCCAAACUGGAGAUGGCCAGACUGUGCCCCGUAGCCAGAGUGGAUGUGGCUUUUCGUUUUGCAGAGAAGAAUAAACAACAACAAUGGAUUAUGAAACUCUUCCUCACCCACUGGAAUCGACCGGUUUAUGUAAGGAUGUGGUCAUAUGGUGGUUAGCACCAUGGACCUCCUGGAGAUGGUUUAAUUAUUUAUCGGAAGUAGAUGGGGAUGCUGAAAAACAAAGCCAGCAGCAUGCAGGCUCUGGCUGUGGAGAAGCCUCCGUGGGACGUGGGGAAGCAGCCGUCGGGCAAGAUCCUCUCGCUGGACAGGCAAGGGGCCAAGAAAGUGCUGGAGAUCUACGUCAGGCGCUCAUUGAGCUGCUGUGAAAAGUCACUGAUGACCAAGAAAACUCUUCAGGAGAGAGCUGGAGGGCGAGGGAAGAAGGCAGAUGGGCUGCAACGGUCAAAAAGUGACUUCAGCAAGUAUUCAUGUGCCAGACUUGGCCCCAAGAAGGACCAGGAGGAGAGUCCCAAAGCAUCGAACCUGGAUGGGGCUCUGGAUGAUGACAGCAAAGCUCCCAGAGAGGUCCUUAAAGAAGAUCCAGAGCCCAAGAUGAAAAACACAAAAAACUCUUCCCAGGGCAAAACCCAACGCACCUGGUUCAAAAGUUUCCUAAAUUUGCUCCUCAAGAAGAGCCCUGAGGACCAAAAGGAAAAUACGGGGCACAAAGCAAAGGAGAAGAGUGCCAGAACUUCUCACAGCUCCAAAACAGAACGGGCUAAAAGACCUGGAGGAGACUCACACACAUCCCCACCACCAUGCAGAGCCCUGAAGAAGAGACCCAGCCUCAAGAGGGUUUUCUCCUUCAAGAAACACACAGAGGAGGAGCGGGGAGAGGCAGCAGCUGGGGAAAAGGCCAAGCGACCCAGCUGCCUUCCGCUGCGGCAGGUCCUGGCACCAGCCACACCAGCAGAUGUAGAGCGGCCUGACAGCUACUACACACAAGUCUCUGAAGAGAUCGGGCUGAUCGUGCAGGGUUCUGACAGCCAGGGGAGCAGAGCACGUGGAUAUGGGGAGCCACCACGUUCAGCCAGCUCCGAUGAAGUCGAUGAAGCCAUCAGGAAAAUUGUUGCCCUGCUCCAGAGUGCGGGAGAUGAGCUGGACAGACAGGUGAAGGAAGACGCACGGCUACGGAUGUUCUUCAGAGACAUGUCGUACAACGCCUUCAAGAACUUGGCCGAUGCCUACGUGCACGAGGAAAUGACGGCUAGCAGACCUGACGUCAACCCCCGAGAGGUCCAGUUUGCCUUCACGGUGCACCUCACUGCCAAGGUGGCAGGCAUCUGCAACCAGGCGGUGAACAGGAUCAUGGGCUUUGGCACCCGCUACCUGGAAGACUCCUUUGCUCCUUUGUCCUACAGCAAAAUUCUCCAGCAGAACAGAGAAGAGUUCAGCACAGACAACUGCGAGAGCCCAGACUGACAUCGGCUGCUCCGAAGGGCCCGCGGUGCCUGGGAACCCAAGGAUGCAGAUUUCCUGAUGGGAGGACAGUCCCUGGUGGUGACCUGGAUCUGAGGUAGUUUCCUGAGCUGUGGAUUUCAAAUCUUCUAAGGAAAAGCACAGCAACAGCCACAGCGGCAAGAAAUGCUUCAACCACACCUGACUGAGGGCAAAGACUCUAAAUCAAACAACGCCCAAA